Molecule: messenger RNA, 354 nt
Organism: Ustilaginoidea virens
Lineage: Eukaryota; Fungi; Ascomycota; Sordariomycetes; Hypocreales; Clavicipitaceae
Exons: 1
Coding region: 1-354 (117 amino acids)
Source: RefSeq, a predicted model, not a curated record
AUGGCACGCACUCUCGAGCCUGCACGUGCACCGGAUUGCUCUAUUCUCGGACGGUGCCUUACCCUUGCGGCGCUGGUAGCACGAUUUCUAAAUCUGCCCGACGUUGGAUACAAUGCUGCGCUGCGCCGCUUCGACCACACACAACAGACACGACACGCCUCUGGUCCAGAUGAUUUCUUUGGCUCAGCUCAGUCCAAGUCCUCCUCCAUUCGACUCGGUACUCCACGACGGAAGGAGCUUUACGGCUCAAGUGCUGCGACUUUUCGAGAAGAGCUGCCCAGCGCGCACGGCUGCAUGUCAUGGGCGUGGAUUUUGGGCUUUGGACUUUGGAUUUUGGAUCAAAGACUAGUAUAG